AUGGAGACAUCAUCAGUAAAGGCGCGCUCUCCGCCGCCGCAUGCAGUUAUCCUCCUAACAUGCAUCCUCUCCAUCGCCUCCGCCUUCAACAUCACGCGGAUCCUAAACCGCUCCCCCGAUUACGGCGUCUUCAACGAUCUCUUGACUCGGACUGGUUUAGCCACUCAUAUCAAUCAGCACUCCACUGUAACUGUUUUGGCCAUGAAAAACGGCCAGAUCGGAGAUCUCUCCAGCCGCCCCAUCGACAUCGCCGAGAGCAUUCUCCGAACGCACGUCAUUUUGGAUUAUUUUGACAUCAUGAAGCUCCACCGGCUUAAGAUUCACCAGGCGAAGCUCACCACCAUGUACUAG
This is a messenger RNA of Ipomoea nil (Japanese morning glory), 351 nucleotides long. Its product is annotated as fasciclin-like arabinogalactan protein 3. Bases 1 to 351 code for a protein of 116 amino acids. The transcript is spliced from 2 exons. Lineage: Eukaryota; Viridiplantae; Streptophyta; Magnoliopsida; Solanales; Convolvulaceae. The record is from RefSeq and is a predicted model, not a curated record. Gene Ontology annotation, cellular component: plasma membrane.